AUGACUCAUAAAAAAGAGAGUCAUAUUAAAAAGUCUACAGAGGUCAUUAAAAAUAAAGGUGUUUAUUCGAAAAGAAAAUGCCAUGACUGUCUAUUUUUAAUAUUAUUUUUAGCAUUCUGGGCUGGUAUGGCUGUUGUAGCUCACUAUGGAAUUAAAGAGGGUGAUCCAAAAAGAUUGUUAUAUGGAACAGAUUAUGAAGGUAAUACAUGUGGUGUCGAUAAUAUCGCUGCUGGAAAACUGCCAGCGAAUCACUCACGAGAUUUCACCCAUGAGAAAUAUGUAUACUUUAUCUACUAUCCGAGUUUGGCAUCGUAUAGAACGAUCUGUGUAAGUUCCUGCCCGAAUGAAACCUACUUGACACCGGACGAUCCCUCACAGUUGAUCUGUGCUUACAACACGACGCCGGCGUUGAACGAGACAUUCCCACAGGGUACAUGUAUGGGUAGUAUCGCCAGUACACCGGUUCUCAAUCGUUGUGUACCCUCGAAGAUCACUGAUGCCACUGAGAGCAUCAUCGACAAGCUCUUCCAGGUGAUCAGCGAGAACUUUGGCGAUACAUCGACCAAGGUGUUUUCAGACACCGUCGAGAACUGGAAGUAUCUUAUCUAUGGUGCGUUGAUUGCAAUGGGUUUGGGACUUGUCUAUAUCUUCCUCCUUCGAUUCUUUGCCGGUCUAAUUACGUGGGCAACCGUAAUGGGUGUUAUAGGUUGUUUAGCAUUACUUUGUGUACAAGUUUAUUAUCAAUGGCAAAAAGCAAUUGAUGUAUAUGAUAGUAUUCCACCAAAUCAAAGAUUACCAACUCAAAAAGAUAAUGUUUUAGCAUUGAAAGUUAUAUUCAUUAUAUUGUGUGUGAUAACAGGUAUAUUGGCAUUGAUUAUCUUGGCAAUGUUCUCGAGAAUUAGAUUGGCCAUUGGUAUUAUCAAGGAGUCAAGUAAAGCAAUUGGAACAAUGCCAUCUAUCUUUUUCUUCCCUGUUUUUAUUUUCGUUGCUCUUUGUGCAUUCUUGGCUUAUUGGGCUGUUUAUUGCUGCGUAUGUUAUCUUGGUACAGCAGGUACACCAACAUACGAUGAAAACGAUGUAUUUAUUGGAUAUGAAGCAUCAAAAGUACUGAGAUAUAUGCAAAUCUAUCACUUUUUCGGUUUACUCUGGACGUAUGCAUUCAUUCUGGCGAUAAAUCAAUGUACUUUAGCAGGUGCCAUUGCAUUGUGGUAUUGGGUAAUGGAUAAGAAAGACACACCUUACUUCCCGGUUUGGAAAUCAUUCUUUAGAGUCAUUAGAUACCAUCUUGGUUCAUUGGCAUUCGGUUCACUCAUUCUGGCGGUCGUCCAAUUCAUUCGAUGGAUACUCAGAUUCUUGGAGAAGAAAUUCAAAGGAAAAGAAGCAUUCCUCGCAAGAUUUGUAAUUCGUUGUUUGAAUUGUCUAUUCGGUUGUUUCGAAAGAUUCAUCAAGUUUAUUGAUAAGAAUGCUUAUAUCAUGGUUGCAAUCUAUGGAUAUUCAUUCUGUAAAGGUGCAAGAAGAGGAUUCUCGCUGAUUGUAAGCAAUGUUCUAAGAGUGGCAGCAGUCAGUGUUAUCAGUGCAUUCCUCAUAUUUUUGGGACGUCUUUUGAUUACCGUUAUUACCAUCGGUAUUUCCUUCAUUCUUCUACAGAGAAUUGCAGAGGAUGGUUUCUAUGUUGUACCAGUAAUUAUUAUCGGUUUCAUUGCAUUCUUUAUUUCAGGUGGAUUUAUGUCUGUCUAUGACAUGGCUAUCGAUACCAUGUUGCUAUGUUUCUGUGAGGAUAGUGAGCGUAACGAUGGAUCUCCAGAGCGUCCAUACUUUAUGAGCAAAUCACUAAAGAAGUUUGUCGAUGGUGGUCACACCAAAUGUUGUUAG
Molecule: messenger RNA, 1872 nt
Organism: Heterostelium album PN500
Lineage: Eukaryota; Evosea; Eumycetozoa; Acytosteliales; Acytosteliaceae
Gene: slc44a2
Product: choline transporter-like family protein
Exons: 6
Coding region: 1-1872 (623 amino acids)
Biological process (GO): transmembrane transport
Cellular component (GO): membrane
Molecular function (GO): transmembrane transporter activity
Source: RefSeq, a predicted model, not a curated record